AUGAGGCCGAUCAGAGAAGGUGAAGCCCUGGUCGGAUUCGCCGGGGCGCCGGCGGCGGGCGGCCACGGCCACGGCGCGCACCCGGGGCUGUGGAGGACGCCCACGCCCUACCUCUUCCUCGGCUUCGCGCUCAUGAUGGGGCUCAUCGCCGUGGCGCUGCUCGUGCUCGUCUGCACGCGCCGCAAGCCGUCCGGCUCGUCGCGGCGGGGGAGCGCCGCCGAGGAGGCGUCGGCGCGCGGGAUGGCGCCGCUCGACAGGGAGCCCAAGGUCGUCGUCAUCAUGGCCGGCGACGACUUGCCGUCCUUCCUCGCCAGCGCCAGGCCGUUCGCGUUCCCUGCUGCCAUCAACGCCGCCGACGUCGGCGAGCAGCGGCAGGCGGACGCUGCGUAG
Molecule: messenger RNA, 390 nt
Organism: Triticum turgidum subsp. durum (durum wheat)
Lineage: Eukaryota; Viridiplantae; Streptophyta; Magnoliopsida; Poales; Poaceae
Source: the annotation of a GenBank genome assembly